ACUGCCAGCGCGUUUACGCAUAGCGAUCUGAGGUCGGAUUUGGGAUUUCUGCGCGUUUGAGGAGCUCCGUCGGAGUGUGUAUUGUUCGAGCGGAGGGAAAAGGGCUGAGGACACGUUAGGGGAUGGGGAUUGAUUUGUUCCACCUUACUAGGAAGUGAGUGCUGUGUCCGGGAAGGGGAGGGACUCCCGACGACAAGUCUGAGGCGCCGCUGUGCUACUUACAACUGCGCCGCUGCAGUGUUUUAAUUAUAAAAAAAAACCCGGUGCGUGGUUUUUAUGUUGUUGGUGUUUUUUUUAGAGUCGUGCUCAAAAGCAUCGCGGCAUUUAUUGCGGCUCAAACGCGCGUUUGACCCGGCUCUUCCCGCUCCGGCCUGCACCGCGGCGUGCGCGCGCGCGCGGAGGGAAAGCCUCUAGCGCAGGCUAAUGGCAGUCGAGCUCAUUGCCGCCACUAUCCCACGUUUAGCAGCCCGCGAACUUUGCCACAUUUCGGAGCCAUGUCCAGCCUCCUGUCGGCGAGAAGCGGCGCGAGGACGAUUUCGAGCGUCGGCGGCGCACUUUGUGGAGUUCGUGGCGGCGUCGCGCGACGCUUCAUCGUAGACAUGUCCUACUCGGCGCACUUCAUGGAUUUUAAAGGGUCCUCCAUAGCGAGCAGCAUGAAAAAGCUCGUGGUAAAUAAGCUUAGUCCGAAUUUCAGAGAGGCGGUGUCGGUGCAGACCGUUGCGGUUCCGACACCUGGAGACGCGGACUUGCUCGUGAGAAACCGUUUUGUGGGAAUCAACGCCUCUGAUAUUAAUUACUCAGCAGGCCGGUACGACCCUUCGGUGAAGCCCCCCUUUGACGCGGGUUUCGAGGGUGUCGGAGAGGUGGUCGGCCUCGGCCUCAGCGCCAGCUCCCGGUACACCGUGGGGGACGCCGUGGCCUACUUCGGGAGCGGGGCGUUUGCCGAGUACACCGUGGUGCCGGCCAAGGAGAGCGUGCCCGUCCCCGCUGCCCGGCCCGAGUUCCUCGCCCUGCUGCUCAGCGGCGCCACCGCCCACAUCGCCCUGAAGCGGCUGGGCGACCUGGCCGAGGGCGAGACGGUCCUGGUGACGGCCGCCGCGGGCGGAACCGGCCAGUUCGCCGUGCAGCUCGCCAAGCGGGCCGGCUGCCACGUGGUCGGGACCUGCUCGUCCGACGAGAAGGCCGGGUUCCUCAAGUCCCUCGGCUGCGACAGGCCCAUUAACUACCGCGCGGAGGACCUGGCCAAGACGCUGAGGAGGGAGUACCCGCGAGGCUUAGACGUGGUGUACGAGUCGGUGGGGGGCGGUGUCUUCGAGCUGGCGCUCAACAGCUUGGCCGAUAAGGGCCGCCUGAUCGUGAUUGGCUUCAUCUCCGGGUACCAGACCGCUUCAGGGAUCCCACCCCUCAGAGCUGCAACCCUGCCGGUCAAGCUGCUCCAGAGGUCAGCCAGCAUCCGGGGUUUCUUCCUGCCCCAUUUUCUCAGCGACUACAAGGAGGCCGUGGGCAGCAUGAUGCAAAUGUUCGCUGAGGGGAAGCUGGUGUGUGAGGUGGAUUGUGGGGAUCUGGCCCAGGAGGGAAGGUUUGUAGGCUUGGAGUCAAUCUUCCGGGCUGUGGACUACAUGUAUGCUGGAAAGAACCUGGGCAAGGUGGUGGUGGAGGUGGCACCGCCAUCUGUUAGCAACAGCAAACUGUGAUGGGACUGACUGUCGAUGUGUCACAGGAAAAUCAGAGGAGCACUUUAAUCAUUCAUAACUGUGAUGAGCUGUGAUUCUUUAGUUUUGUAACCAUAAUAAAGCCAAUAACCAUUUGGUGCCUUUGGAAACUAAAGACAAAUGCAAUGAUUUAAAUUAAAUAACAAAAACACUCUUGGUUAACGGUGAUGUUGCACAAAUGUUGAUAUUAAAACAGAGACUUGA
This is a messenger RNA of Betta splendens (Siamese fighting fish), 1916 nucleotides long. Its product is annotated as prostaglandin reductase 3-like. Gene Ontology annotation, cellular component: mitochondrion. Bases 495 to 1694 code for a protein of 399 amino acids. Gene Ontology annotation, molecular function: oxidoreductase activity; zinc ion binding. The record is from RefSeq and is a predicted model, not a curated record. The transcript is spliced from 2 exons. NCBI's taxonomy places the organism in Eukaryota, Metazoa, Chordata, Actinopteri, Anabantiformes, Osphronemidae.